AUGGUCUCUGCCAGCGAGGCGAUCAACCUACCUCAGGCUUCCGCACACCAAGACACCUCAUCCUCUUCACACUUAGGUGUUUUCCCCCCAUCUCCAGCUGUGCCGGCAUGCACGACGCUCCCAACAAACCCUGUUCCUGCCAACGACCCCAUGAUAGUUGAGGAGUUCACCCCCGAGGACCUGUCUGGGUCCGCAAAUGAUCUAGCAGCCCCUCACGACAGGCCAGGACACGUGACAGUUGACGAAGUAGACGACAUUGAAGUGGGAGGUAUUCCGAAGUUUCCCUGGACCGGUGAGUAUCCGGCUGAGGUGGCCACGGAGACUGGACAAGCACGCACCUUCUUUGAAGAACUACUGGAAACGCAGGAGAAGGCAGGGAAGGGAAUCUAUGCGCCAUUCGCCAAUGAGGAGGAGUGGGGUCUAGGAAGCUGGCUAGCUACGAGCGGGCUUAGUCAAGAGGAGAUUGAUAAGUUUCUUGCCCUUCCGAUUUGCACCGGCGCUUCGCGCGAAUGA
Dichomitus squalens LYAD-421 SS1 is the source of this 513-nucleotide messenger RNA. RefSeq lists its product as uncharacterized. The transcript has 2 exons. The record is from RefSeq and is a predicted model, not a curated record. NCBI's taxonomy places the organism in Eukaryota, Fungi, Basidiomycota, Agaricomycetes, Polyporales, Polyporaceae. Bases 1 to 513 code for a protein of 170 amino acids.